GCGAGAUUCAGGAAAUACGACACUAAAAUUGUGCUUAAGCUGUGUUAAAUACUAAUAUCGAUUUGCCUUUCACCGCAAAUCGUUUUUUCAGCAAAGCCUCUACAGUAUAGUUUGCGCUUCGAUUAAACUUUUCACCCGUUGUUCUCCGCUGCUGUACUAUGACUACUGCUGUUAUGAUGGAUUACGACUUCAAGAUGAAAACGCAGCAGGAACGGGCCAAAGUGGAAGAUCUUUUCGAGUACGAAGGAUGCAAGGUGGGCCGAGGAACGUACGGCCACGUGUACAAGGCGCGACGGAAAGAGGGAAACGACGCGAAAGACUAUGCCCUUAAGCAGAUCGAAGGGACCGGUCUGUCGAUGUCCGCAUGUCGUGAGAUUGCGCUGCUACGGGAAUUAAAGCAUCCCAACGUGAUCAAUCUCAUCCGGGUGUUUCUGUCGCACACGGAUCGUAAAGUGUGGCUUUUGUUCGAUUACGCCGAACACGAUCUGUGGCACAUAAUCAAGUUUCAUCGGGCUGCUAAGGCCACUAAAAAGCCAGUGAUGGUGCCGAAGGGUAUGGUGAAAAGUUUACUGUACCAAAUAUUGGACGGUAUCCAUUAUCUUCACAGCAACUGGGUUUUGCAUAGAGAUUUGAAACCAGCCAAUAUCUUAGUGAUGGGUGAAGGAAACGAACGAGGCCGGGUGAAGAUCGCGGAUAUGGGAUUUGCCCGUUUGUUCAACGCACCAUUAAAACCGUUGGCUGAUCUCGAUCCGGUGGUGGUCACAUUUUGGUAUCGAGCACCGGAACUACUGCUCGGGGCUCGGCAUUACACGAAAGCCAUCGAUAUAUGGGCCAUUGGGUGUAUUUUCGCCGAACUGCUUACUUCGGAGCCGAUUUUCCACUGCCGUCAGGAGGACAUCAAGACGAGCAAUCCAUACCAUCACGAUCAGCUGGACCGCAUAUUCAACGUGAUGGGUUUCCCGCAGGACAAAGACUGGGAAGAUAUUCGUAAAAUGCCGGAACACCACACACUAACGAAAGAUUUUAAGCGAUCCAAUUACGCAAGUUGCUCGUUGAUUAAAUAUAUGGAACGACACAAAAUCAAGCCCGACAGCAAAGCGUUCCACCUGCUCCAGAAGUUGCUCUUGAUGGACCCAAACAAACGCAUCACGUCCGAGCAGGCUAUGCAGGAUCCCUACUUUUCGGAGGACCCCAUGCCAACGGCCGAUGUAUUUGCCGGGUGUCCCAUUCCCUAUCCGAAGCGUGAAUUUCUCACCGACGAAGAUCAAGACGAUAAAGGUGAAAAGCGGCAGCAGCAACAGCAACAGCAGCAGCAACAGCAGCAGCAACAACAGCAACAGCAACAGCAGCAACAGCAACAACAGCAACAACAACAGCAACAGCAGCAACAGCAGAACAAUCAACAGCAGCAAGGCAACCAGCAACAGAACCAGCAAGGAAAUCAACAACAGCAGCAAAAUGCUCAACAGCAGCAGCAACAGCAGCAGGCAAAUAUGCAACAGGGUGGAGGCGGUGGUCAAGGUGGCGGCGGGAUGGACCACAACAACGCGAAACGCGUCCGUCUUGGUGGUCCCAAUGGCCAUCCGAACAAUCCGCAGGGCGGCAUGACGCAGCAGGAUUAUCACCAGCAACAGCAGCAACAGCAGCAGAACCAGCAGCAACAAAAUCAAAUGAUGUUCAACAACGCCCAACAGGGUGGUUUUCAGCAACGGUAUUAACUUUAUAAGACAGCCUAGAGAAGGCGAGUAGCAACAAGAAACAUUUAUUACAAUACAAUCACUUAUAUGAUACCUAUCCU
Molecule: messenger RNA, 1798 nt
Organism: Anopheles coustani
Lineage: Eukaryota; Metazoa; Arthropoda; Insecta; Diptera; Culicidae
Gene: Cdk8
Product: cyclin-dependent kinase 8
Exons: 6
Coding region: 159-1718 (519 amino acids)
Biological process (GO): protein phosphorylation
Cellular component (GO): mediator complex; nucleus
Molecular function (GO): cyclin-dependent protein serine/threonine kinase activity; ATP binding; RNA polymerase II CTD heptapeptide repeat kinase activity
Source: RefSeq, a predicted model, not a curated record